AUGGAUGUUUUUAUGAAAGGAUUGUCCAAAGCGAAGGAAGGAGUGGCUGCCGCGGCUGAGAAAACCAAGCAGGGAGUAGCGGAGGCAGCAGAGAAAACUAAAGAGGGGGUUCUUUACGUCGGGUCCAAAACCAAAGAAGGUGUUUCAAGCGUCGUUUCAGUGGCUGAGAAGACAAAGGAGCAGGCCUCUUUGGUGGGUGGUGCAGUUAUCACAGGAGUCUCAGCUGUGGCUCAGAAGACAGUGGAUGGAGCUGGAAACAUUGCUGCAGCCACAGGUCUAGUGAAAAGGGAUGAUUUCCCAUCGGAAAUAAAGCCUGAAGAGUUUGGGCAAGAAGCUGUUGAAGAAACUGUAGGGGAAAUUGCAAUGGAAUCAGAAGGUGGAAUUGAAGCUGAAGCAUAUGAAGAGGCUCCACAGAUAAAAUACUUCUCACACAAUAUGCAAGACUUCGUGUGUAAGCUCAGAUCCAAUGGCAUCCUCAAAUUUGCUGCUAACAGUAACGUUGUUGCAUGA
Molecule: messenger RNA, 510 nt
Organism: Hypanus sabinus (Atlantic stingray)
Lineage: Eukaryota; Metazoa; Chordata; Chondrichthyes; Myliobatiformes; Dasyatidae
Gene: sncb
Product: synuclein, beta
Exons: 5
Coding region: 1-510 (169 amino acids)
Biological process (GO): chemical synaptic transmission; synaptic vesicle endocytosis; synapse organization
Cellular component (GO): axon terminus; cytoplasm; neuronal cell body
Molecular function (GO): cuprous ion binding
Source: RefSeq, a predicted model, not a curated record